AUGGGAAAUGCUCAGUCUCAAGAAGGUGACUCGGCUAUGUCACGUAACGCCCAAAGUGUAAACAAACCAGCCACACCAGAAAAGCCCGAGUCAGUCCCUCACAGAACCCAAAGCAUGAUUAGUAUUGCUCCAGAUGAUCUCAAUCAGGACGCCGACCUUAUGGAUGACAAUUCUAGUACCGCCGGUGCAACCGAUGGCGCUCAAAGUGCCACGGCCGCUGCCGGACGAAACAAGCGCCGCUCUCACUCUUCUACUAAAAGAGAACCAUAUAAUGGUCCUUACGUCCCUGCUGUUCUUCGUUGGAGAGGCGGAGGUGAAAUCAUCUAUGUUACGGGAUCUUUUUCAAAAUGGAAAAAGAAGAUCCAAUUGCUUAAAACCGAGGAUUAUACGCUAGUAUUACAGCUACGCCCCGGAACCCAACGAUUUAAAUUCCUCGUAGAUGGUAUCUGGUGCUGCUCUUCAGAUUUUCCCACCGCCACAGAUGCUGAAGGAAACCUAUACAAUUAUCUUGAGGUUGAAGCCAACGAAGGUGCCGAGACUGGCCUUGAUCAGAGACUGAGCCAAGUGCAAACUAACUUUCCUCCAAGUGAAGAGCCAGAUUCCGAGAAAUACGUUUCUGAGAUACCAUCUUUUCUUUCGAGUAAUUCUCUAACCGAAAUGAAACUCCCUAAGCCUCCUUCGUUACCUCCUCAUCUGGAGAAAUGCAUUUUAAACUCUAAUACUGCUUACAAAGAAGACCAAUCUGUUCUUCCAAAUCCGAAUCAUGUCGUUUUAAAUCACUUAGCUGCUGCUAAUACCCAAGUGGGUGUUUUGGCUUUGAGUGCAACUACGCGCUAUCAUCGGAAGUACGUUACUACCGCCAUGUUUAAGAAUUUUGAUGUGUAA
Messenger RNA from Schizosaccharomyces osmophilus, 885 nucleotides. It is a transcript of the gene amk2, whose product is annotated as serine/threonine protein kinase AMPK (beta) regulatory subunit Amk2. Gene Ontology annotation, biological process: signal transduction. The coding region runs from base 1 to 885 and encodes 294 amino acids. Gene Ontology annotation, molecular function: protein kinase binding. The transcript is spliced from 5 exons. The record is from RefSeq and is a predicted model, not a curated record. Lineage: Eukaryota; Fungi; Ascomycota; Schizosaccharomycetes; Schizosaccharomycetales; Schizosaccharomycetaceae. Gene Ontology annotation, cellular component: nucleus; nucleotide-activated protein kinase complex; cytoplasm.